This is a messenger RNA of Phyllostomus hastatus (greater spear-nosed bat), 2947 nucleotides long. RefSeq names its product paralemmin 3 (gene PALM3). Bases 213 to 2711 code for a protein of 832 amino acids. Lineage: Eukaryota; Metazoa; Chordata; Mammalia; Chiroptera; Phyllostomidae. The record is from RefSeq and is a predicted model, not a curated record. The transcript has 8 exons. Gene Ontology annotation, cellular component: membrane. Gene Ontology annotation, biological process: response to lipopolysaccharide; Toll signaling pathway; regulation of cell shape.
GCCAGCCAAGUCACAGCCUCCAGGGCACCUUCGGGCGGGCAAGCGGGUGGUGGGUCCUGAUCUCUCGGAGACCAGAACGUGGGAUUCUGGGCAGAGAUGGCCCUGCAGAGCCAGGUGUGGUCUCCGGCCACACCCAUGUUGAUACAGCGAUGACUGUCUACUAAGCGCCCUGCAGUACUACAGUCAGCUUCCAGUUUCCAGAGGGAGCCCAGAUGGGGCCAGGGGUGGCCCUGGAGGCUGUGAAGCGGGAUCCUGGGAUGCUGCAAGGAGGACAACGAUGGGAGUAUCUCAGGCCCAUGGCUGAGAGCUCCCUCUACCGGCAGCGACUGGAGGUCAUUGCGGAGAAGCGGCGGCUGCAGGAGGAGAUCCGUGCAGCGCGAGGGGAGCUGGAGGAAGAGAAGCUCCGCGUGGAGCGGCUCAAGAGAAAGUCUCUUCGGGAGCGGUGGCUAAUGGAUGGGGCUGAGGGACAUGAGGGACCAGAGGACGCCACCUUGCAGGACCCUCAGUCCCCCGAGGGCCAGGCACAGGCCCGCAUCCGGAACCUGGAAGACAGCUUGUUCACGCUCCAAUCUCAGCUGCAGCUGUUGCAAAGUGCAUCCACAGGUGCCCAGCACAAGCCUUCUGGCAGACCCACCUGGCGCAGACAGGGUCAUCGUCCACUCUCCCAGCCCACUGACGAGGCAGACCAGACUGAUCUGAACAAGAGAGCCUCCCUGCCAGCAGAACCAGUGGGCACAUCCCUGGAGUACCUGUCUGAGUCCAGAGAUGAGACUAUUGGGGUUCUGCCAGCCUCGACGAGGGUCCUUGAGGCAGCAGGGGCCUCCCCAGAAGCCAAUGGCCCCUGCCCCAGACCCAGCCCCACUCUGGAACAGGAGCAGAGUCAGGGGGUGACAGCAUCUGAAGGAGGGGUGGGUGAGGCCAAAGGAGGGGGCGUGGUGAAAGUAGUGUGGGAGGGGCUGAGGGUCACAGAGGACUGUGCCAGGGAAGCCACCGGCCCAGAGCUGGAGGCUAAGGUGGAAGAGAUGGUGCUGGAAGCCAUUGGUGACAGGCUGGAAGCCAACCGCCCAGAGCUCCCGUCCUGGGUGAAAGAGGACAGGGGUGUCGUGGAGGUGGUCUGGGAAGGGGUGGGAGGCACAGAGGGCAGUGACUCAGAGGCUGCAGGGGGGACAGGCAGAGGCCCACAGACUGUGCAGACCAGCUCACUGAAGCUCCAGGGGGGACUAGAGGGAAUAGCUGCUGGAGGAGAAGGGGCCCCCAGGGGCAGCCCUGAUGGCUUCAGGCAGGGGGCCUCUGGAGAGGAGGGAUCCUUCAUUUGGGUGGAGAGGGUGACCCUCAGUGAGGAAUGGGAGGAAUUGCAGGUGGAGGGGUUGGAAGGGCCGAGUGCACUGGGGAGGGAGGGAGGAGAUGAGAGUCCUCGGGGGGUGGACAGUGGGAGAGGGGGGGAAAACUGGGAAGUGGAGAGGAGACAGGCAGAGGAAUCUGUGGGCACAGGGAAGAAAGAAAGUGAGGAAAAGGCAAGGGCAGAGUCCGGGGUCGUGGAGAUGUCACUGAUAGUGGAGAGGAAAGGAGUGGAGGAACCCUUGAAGCCAGAGAGGAGAGAAGGUGAGGGAAAGGUGGAGACAGAGAAGCAAGAUGGUGAGGAACCAUUGUCAGCAGAAAGCAAGGAAACAGAGGAACCUUUGAGGGCAGAGAGAGAAAGAGGUGAAGAGCCAUUGGGAGUAGAGCAGAGUGGAGGUGAGGAAAAGCUAGAGGCAGAGAAAGAGGCUGAGGAACCAUUGGGCGUAGAAAGCAAGGCAAUUGAGGGAUCAUUGAAGGCAGAGAAGAAAAGAGGUGAGGAAAAGCUAGGGGCAGAGAAGAAAAUUGAGGCACCAUUGGUUGUAGAGAAGAAAGGAGAUGAAAAAAAGCUAGAGGCAAUUGAAGAACCAUUGAUGACAGAGAGAAAGAAGGGUGAGGAGUCACCAACAGUAGAAAAAACAGGAGAUGAGGAGCCAUUGGAUGCAGAGAAAAAAAAUGAGGAAUCACUGAAGGCAGAGAGAACAGGAGGUAAGGAAUCAUUAGAGGCAGAGAAGACCAAGGAGGUCAAGGAAGAUGUAAGUCUAGAAGAGCAGAGAAAGUCAAGAGGAAAAGAAGGUCAGACAGAGGAGGUGAGUGAGGCAGGGGCUUCCCUAAGGGCCAAGGAAGAGCUCAGGUCUGAAGAGGAGGGACCACAACAGCCCAUGGGGGCCAAGGAAGAGCUCAGGUCUGAGGAGGAGGGACCACAACAGCCCGUGGGGGCCAAGGAAGAGCUCAGGUCUGAGGAGGAGGGACCACAACAGCCCAUGGGGGCCAAGGAAGAGCUCAAGUCGGAGGAGGAGGGACCACAACAGCCCAUGGGGGCCAAGGAAGAGCUAAGGUCAGAGGAGGAAGGACCACAGCAGCCCCAAGAGAAGCAGAAAGGCUCCCUGGAGAAAGAAGCAAUGAAGCCCCAAACCUCUGCUGAGGGCCAGGACACCUUGGGAGAUGCCACCCCCCUCUUGGCAGAGACCCCAGCUCCUGAGCAGCCCACCGAGUGCCAGCCACUACUUCCAGUGGAGGAGCCCAGGGCCAACCCCAGUGCCCACCCUGUGCCCACCUAUGCACCUGCCCAGCAGCCUGAGCCAUCUGCUCCUCCUGAGGGUGAAGAGGCAAGUGGCCCUAAGCAAAAGACGUGCCAGUGUUGUGCGGUGAUGUGAGCCUGUGCCUUCCACCCCACGCCUCAUUCCUCUCACAGCUACCUCGGCCUCUUGGCAUCCAGCAGAGGGCCCCAGGCACAGACAGGGCACAUGAGACUGGCCGUGGCAUCUGGGAGCCUGCUGGCCCACACAUCCACCUCCACCUGGGCUUCCAGACCCCUUGCCCACUGCCUGUGACCCUGGCCCCCUUCUCCAACUAAGCCUUUAUACUUGAAAAUAAAACGUUAAAGCACUGG